This is a messenger RNA of Eutrema salsugineum, 865 nucleotides long. RefSeq names its product cyclin-U2-1. The coding region runs from base 78 to 743 and encodes 221 amino acids. Lineage: Eukaryota; Viridiplantae; Streptophyta; Magnoliopsida; Brassicales; Brassicaceae. Gene Ontology annotation, molecular function: protein kinase binding. The record is from RefSeq and is a predicted model, not a curated record. Gene Ontology annotation, biological process: regulation of cyclin-dependent protein serine/threonine kinase activity. The transcript is spliced from 2 exons.
UUUCAAUUUCUUCACCACUCUCACUCAUCCUAAUAACGACAACAACAACAAACAAAAAAUACCCAUUGUUUCCGGUAAUGGCGUGUUCGAGUUCUCUGGCGAUUUCUCCGAGGAAACUCCGAUCAGACCUUUAUUCAUACUCUUACCAAGACGAUUCUAACACACCACUCGUUAUCUCUGUUCUCUCCUCGCUGAUCGAACGGACUCUAGCUCGGAACGAGAGAAUCAGCCGGAGCUACGGUGGUUUUGGUAAGACACGUGUCUUUGAUUGCCGGGAAAUUCCUGAUAUGACGAUCCAAUCGUAUCUAGAGAGGAUUUUCCGGUAUACCAAAGCCGGUCCAUCGGUUUACGUCGUGGCUUAUGUGUACAUUGACCGGUUCUGUCAGAAUAAUCAAGGUUUCAGAAUCAGUCUCACUAAUGUACAUCGUCUACUCAUCACAACCAUCAUGAUCGCUUCCAAAUACGUCGAAGACAUGAAUUAUAGAAACUCAUACUUUGCGAAAGUAGGGGGAUUAGAGACAGAAGAUUUGAACAAGUUGGAAUUAGAGUUCUUGUUCUUGAUGGGAUUUAAGUUGCAUGUGAAUGUGAGUGUGUUCGAGAGUUACUGUUGUCAUCUUGAGAGAGAAGUAAGUAUCGGAGGAGGUUAUCAGAUCGAGAAGGCAUUACGUUGCGCUGAGGAAAUCAAAUCCAGACAAAUUGUUCAAGAUCCUAAACACCAUCAAUUUUCCCGAAUCUUGUUGUAGUCAAGAACAACUCUGUUUGUUUCUUUUUUUUGUCGUUUUGCUUUUGAAGGUCUUUGACUUUCUGAUUACCUUGUCGGUUGGGUUUUCUUCAAAUGUAAAUGUAAAUAGAGAGAAAAUAUAGA